This is a messenger RNA of Cuculus canorus (common cuckoo), 678 nucleotides long. Its product is annotated as feather keratin Cos1-2. Gene Ontology annotation, cellular component: intermediate filament. Gene Ontology annotation, molecular function: structural constituent of cytoskeleton. The coding region runs from base 16 to 507 and encodes 163 amino acids. The transcript has 2 exons. Lineage: Eukaryota; Metazoa; Chordata; Aves; Cuculiformes; Cuculidae. The record is from RefSeq and is a predicted model, not a curated record.
ACAAGCACCCAGCCCAUGUCAUUAGCUGGGAUAUUUUCCGACCACCAUGAGCACCUUAGAAAAUUGCCACUUCCGUGGAAGCUGCGUCUGGGCCUGGGGCAGGUCAGGGCCACCAUAAAAGCCAGAGCAGCUCCUCGCUCUCUCAUCCACUUCUCUCACCUCCUUCUCCUUGGGAACCAGGUUCUCCUCCAGCCCCAAGCCAUGUCCUGCUGCAACCCGUGCCAGCCCUGCCAGCCCUGCGGCCCGUGCCCGCUGGCCAGCAGCUGCAACGAGUGCUGUGUCCGACAGUGCCAGAGCUCCACCAUCGCCAUCCAGCCCUCCGCGGUGGUGGUGACCCUGCCCGGACCCAUCCUCAGCUCCUUCCCUCAGAACACCGCCGUGGGCUCCUCCACCUCCGCUGCUGUUGGCAGCAUCCUCAGCUCUAACGGAGUGCCCAUCUCCUCCGGGGGCCUUGACCUCUCCUGCAUCACCAGCGGCUACUGUGGCACCAGAUGUCGGCCCUGCUAAAUCUGCUGGAAAUAAACCUGCAGAAGAACCUCCUAAAGCCUCAGAACAUGGUGGUGGACAGAAGACCUUUGAGGCAUUGUGUUUAGAGCUUUGAGCCACUUUUUUCCACCUCUUCCACUCUCCUCUGUCUCUUUCCUUUGCUGUUGCUUAUUAAAGCCGUGCUGCAUCCAA